GCCGCGCGCCCUGCGCAGCGCCGUCAUGGCGGCCUCCGCGGCGGAGGCCCGGGCGCUGUUCGCGGAGGGCGUGGGGGCCGUGCUGGGGGGGUGGGCGGCGCUGCAGUUGGCCGUGGCCCAGGGCUUUGGGGGGCCGCAGGGCCCCGAAAAGGCCGCCUGGCUCCGCUCGGCCCUGCUCGAUUUCUUCACCCAGAACGCUGACCUGGAGCAGGAGGAGGUGGAGGAUUUCCUGGCUGAGGUGAUGGACAACGAGUUCGACACCGUGGUGGAGGACGGCAGCCUGGAGCAGGUGAGCCGGGAGCUGCUGACGUUGUUCUCCCGGGCGCGGGGGGGGGACACGGUGGGGGUGGGGGCGGCCCUGGGGGCUCUGGCCCGAAGGGGCCCUGCCCUGGCCACCGCCCUGGCCACGGCCCGGCCCGGGGGGGACCCCCAGAGCCCCCCCGGGACCCCCCCGAGCUCCCCCGGGACACCCCAGAGCCCCCCUGGGACACCCCCUGGCCACGAGCAGGAGGAAGAGGAGGAAGAGGCGAUGGAGUGCGGGACACCCCCGCCCCCCCCCGACGGCUGGACCCUCGUGCAGCGACGGCGGCGGCGAUGAGUGGGGGGAGGGGUGUCGUGUGUGUACCCCCCCCAGAUUGGGGGACACCCCUCCCCCACCCUGCUCCCCAAAUUGGGGGGGAAUAAAGGCCCCUCCCCCAAAGGGGGAUGUGGGAA
This is a messenger RNA of Pipra filicauda (Wire-tailed manakin), 714 nucleotides long. It is a transcript of the gene TSR2, whose product is annotated as TSR2 ribosome maturation factor. NCBI's taxonomy places the organism in Eukaryota, Metazoa, Chordata, Aves, Passeriformes, Pipridae. Gene Ontology annotation, biological process: maturation of SSU-rRNA from tricistronic rRNA transcript (SSU-rRNA, 5.8S rRNA, LSU-rRNA). The record is from RefSeq and is a predicted model, not a curated record. Gene Ontology annotation, cellular component: nucleus. The transcript has 5 exons. Bases 26 to 598 code for a protein of 190 amino acids.